AUGACAUCUGGUCCAGUUAAACCAACUCAUUCUACUACUUUGGCCAAUUGGUCUUAUCGUAAGGCCGGCACUGAAAAAUGGACUGCCUCGAAGCAUGGCAGACCAGCUACUCAGAUCCACGUUGAUCUGUUGGAUAAUGGCGAAAUUCCUGAUCCUUUUCUUGACGAAAAUGAAAAGCUCGUUCAGUGGGUGGCUGAUGAGGAGUGGGAGUAUCAAGCCGAAUUUACUGUCAGUUCCGAACAGCUUGAAUCGGGCAAAAAGACCGAUUUUGUCUAUGAAGGUUUAGACACAGUGGCUACUGUUUAUUUGAAUGACAAACAGAUUCUUCACUCGGAAAAUAUGUUCCAUAUUGGUCGUGUUGAUAUUACAAAAGAUGUUAAGGUCGGUACUAAUAAUGUUCGAAUUUUCUUUGCCAAUGCCUUGAUUCGAUCCAGACAAUUGGAGAAGAUUCAUGGUAAAAUGAGACUGUUCAAUGGUGAGACCAGUCGUGUCCAAUUAAGAAAGUCGCAAUAUCAUUACGGCUGGGAUUGGGGUCCAUUGCUCAUGACCAGUGGUCCUUACAGACCUGUCAAGAUUGAGACUUAUAACUAUCUUGUCAGUGAUGUGUUUGUCAAUGCCAAAGUUUCUGAUGAUCUGAAGGAAGUCACUGUAUCCAUUGAGGGUGAAAUUGAGGGCUCCAAGGGUGAACCAGGCUACCUGCCUCUUCAAUUCAAAGUGGAUAUCAAAUCUCCUAGUGGUGAACAAGUUGUAAACAAGACUUUUGAUAUUUCUGUCGAUAAAGACGGUGUUUCUAAGAACUCGCUCAAGAUUGAGAACCCCCAGUUAUGGUACCCUGCCAACUAUGGUGAGCAGCACCUUUACCAUAUCACUGUAGACGUUGUAUCUGGUAGUGAGACUAUUCAGUCUAUCGAAAAGGAUGUUGGAUUCCGCAAGGUCGAGCUCAUCCAACGCCCAUUAGUUGAUCAGGAAGGUACUACAUUCUUCUUCCAAGUCAACAAUAUUCCCAUCUACUGUGCCGGAGGAUGCUGGAUUCCUGCCCAUUCGUUUACUACCUGCUUAACUAACGACGACUACAAAAAAUGGAUCAAAUUGAUGAUCGAUGGGCACCAGAACAUGGUCCGUAUCUGGGGAGGUGGUAUUUACGAGGAGGAUAUCUUCUAUCAAGAGUGUGACAGACUUGGUAUCAUGGUUUGGCAAGAUUUUAUGUUUGCCUGUGGCCAAUACCCAGGAUACCCCGAGUUCCUCGAGUCUGUCUCAAAGGAGGCUGUUGAUCAGUUGAAGCGUCUUCGUAACUACUGCAGUAUUGUUCUCUAUGCUGGUAACAAUGAGGACUACCAAGUUGCUGAGGCGUACCCAGAAAUCGAGUAUGAUCCCAAUGACACUACAUCAGACUAUCUCAAAACCAACUUCCCUGCUAGACACAUUUACGAGAAGAUGUUUCCUGAGCUUGUUGCCGACUACUCGCCUGCUGUGCCAUACCAUCCUGGAUCUCCUUGGGGAGGAAAGACUUCGAGCGACCCAACCAUUGGUGAUAUCCAUCAGUGGAAUGUCUGGCACGGAAACCAAGAAAAGUAUCAAGAUUGGUACAAGCUUGGAGGCAGAUUUGUAUCUGAGUUUGGUAUGGAGGCACUUCCUGACCGUAAGACUGUUGACCAGUUUGUUACUAAGGAACAUGAGAAGUACCCACAAAGUCGUACCAUGGAUCUUCACAACAAGUCAGACGGCUUUGAGAGACGUCUUGCCUUGUACGUCAUGGAGAACAUCAAGGUCGAGGGUAUGGAUAUUGACAACUGGAUCUAUGCUACUCAGUUGAUGCAAUCCGAGUGUCUUGCUUAUGCCUACCGAUGCUGGAGAAGACAAUGGAAGGGACCUGGCCGUGAAUACUGUGCUGGCGCUCUUGUUUGGCAAGUUAAUGACUGCUGGCCAGUUACCAGUUGGGCCAUUGUCGACUUCUACUACCGUCCCAAAUUGUCUUACUACGCCGUCAAGCGAGAGUCGAGCCCUGUGUGGAUUGGAAUGUAUCGUAACGUCAACUAUCUUUCUGAAGAAGACAAGAAAGCUGCUGAAGAGGUACCCACUUUUGACUAUUUCAAGCGUGAACACUUUGAGGACAUUUGGGGUGUCAACAAUACCAUCCACGAGAAGAAGGUUGUUCUCCAUGUCGAGGUGUACGAAAUCGAAUCCGGUAAGCUUGUUGAGACUCUGCCACCCAAACCAGUCACUCUUAAGGCUAACCAGACCACUGAGAUCAUUCAGAACCUGCCAGUAGAGUCCAAGACCCACCACGUCGUCUAUUGUCGUCUGGUAGACGCCGACUCCAACAAGGUCAUUGCUCGUGGAGGUGACUGGCCCCAACCUCUUAAGUACCUGUCCUUCCCAGACCGCCAAGUCAAGGUCAAGGUCGAGGAUGGUCAAGUGCGCCUGUCCACCAACAAGCCAGUCAAAGGUGUCGAGAUCACUGUCAAAAACAAGGACCUCUUCCUCGAAGACAACGGUAUCGACCUGUUCCCUGGCGACGACCAGACUGUCAUCAUUCGCGGUCUCCUGUCCACAGACGAGGUCACUAUCAGGCACUACUAA
Messenger RNA from Sugiyamaella lignohabitans, 2580 nucleotides. RefSeq lists its product as uncharacterized. The record is from RefSeq and is a predicted model, not a curated record. The transcript has a single exon. Bases 1 to 2580 code for a protein of 859 amino acids. Gene Ontology annotation, molecular function: beta-mannosidase activity. NCBI's taxonomy places the organism in Eukaryota, Fungi, Ascomycota, Dipodascomycetes, Dipodascales, Trichomonascaceae. Gene Ontology annotation, biological process: glycoprotein catabolic process; carbohydrate metabolic process.